Messenger RNA from Prunus avium (sweet cherry), 522 nucleotides. The record is from RefSeq and is a predicted model, not a curated record. Lineage: Eukaryota; Viridiplantae; Streptophyta; Magnoliopsida; Rosales; Rosaceae.
AUGACAGGUGGCAUGGCAAACGGUAAGGCUCUAGGUGAGGGAAAUAAGUGGUACUUCUACAGCAGGAGGACGCAGAAUCGGGUUACAAGCAAUGGGUAUUGGAAGGCAUUAGGCGUUGAGGAACCAGUGAUCACAAGAAGCUCUUGUAAUUCUACACACAAAGUUUGGAUGAAAAGAUAUUUGGCUUUUUACGUAGGAGAAGCAGUGGCGGUUCUACAGCCAGGGCAGGCUCCAAAUUCUGGCAUUAAAACUAAUUGGAUAAUGCGUGAGUAUCGUCUCUCUCCACUCUCAGCAGGAGAUGGAGCUUCUUCUUCUUCUUCCACCACAACAAGAUCAUCAUCCAAAAGAAGAGGGCAUCUCAAAACAGAAUUUAGUGGAUACGUUCUUUGUCGAGUCUACGAGCGUGAUGAAGAUGACGACGACAAUGAUGGAACAGAGCUUUCAUGCUUGGACGAGGUGUUCUUAUCUUUGGAUGACCUUGAUGAAAUAAGUUUGCCAAAUUAAUUAGCAUGGAGAGAGAGA